Molecule: messenger RNA, 4522 nt
Organism: Pollicipes pollicipes
Lineage: Eukaryota; Metazoa; Arthropoda; Thecostraca; Pollicipedomorpha; Pollicipedidae
Exons: 22
Coding region: 85-3615 (1176 amino acids)
Source: RefSeq, a predicted model, not a curated record
GUCUGCCGGGCGCGCCUGCUCGCGGUCGGCGCCAGUCUGCCCUGCACGCGCUACGGUUACAACAACCACACGGCCCUGCUCGAGAUGAAGGGGUCCCGGGCGCACAGUAUGCCCGACACGGCCCAGAUCGCCCUGGGACCGGUGUGUGCCCUGCCCGUCGAGCCAAUGGCUGGAGCCGAACAGAACUUCAUCACGGCCAACUUCGUAUUCCAACAUGUCGCGCAUUUUGGUCCCGACAACACAUUUUCAGAAGUCUUGGCGCCCAAUCCAUUCUAUUUUAACGUCUUCGUGGAAAGUGAGGAGGGUCAAAGUAUCUUCGCAUCUUCUCUUCAAUAUCCCACUUCGAACAGCAAGUCUGGCCUGAACACCAUCCCCAGCGGUGCUCCCAAAAAGGCGUGGCUUCAGAUUCGAACACCGACCCCGGUCCGUCCCGGCCAAACAGUGCUCGUCGACCUUUGUUUCAAGAUGACGCCCGGCUCCAUGUCAGAUCACCAGUGGCACAUCACGGCACCCGACGAGGACAACCAGAUCAAACUCUGCGACGUGCGCGUCUCGCACGUGGGCGCCAACUACGUGUGUCACCAGGACGCCGCGUACCGCCGGCUCAUUCACUACAAGAGCUACGACAGCCCCACGGCCGACUACGCAACCCAGGAGAAGUCGGAGAGGGGUGUGCACACCAUGAUCACCUACCUCACGCGCUACGCCAACGCCGGCCUCGACUCAACCUCCUUCUACGACGACGAGAUGGUGGACGCCGACACGGUGGUGACAUCGGUGGCGAUGGUGAUGCCCGAGAGUGCCGCCUCCUUCCGCAUCCGGCUGGUAGAGGGGAGCAGCAAUACCAUCUUUGACGAGACCACCCAAGUGCCGGUGACCAACGCGGAGGCGGCGGCGCCUGCGCAGCGGCCGCCCAGUCUCACCUUCACUGUCGACAGCGCUGACGGCUGGUCCGUCUAUCCUGGCGUCAUGAAGAAGCUGGUGGUCAUGCUGGACAUGGAAGAGUACUUUGAGCGCACCGUGAAGCUCCUCCUGGAGCCCGCAGAAUCCGAGGCCAAAUACGACGCCUGCUGCGCAUACGUCACGUUCGUGGGGGAAAACUCACCAUGCGUCAACACGUUCGGCCUGGAGUCAGUGAUCUCCAAGAGCAGCCCGUCACUGCUGGGGCCGGACGUGCUGACCUUCGACAUGGGGCGACUGUGCUCGGUGCCUCUCAUCCCGCGGCACAACACCAGUAACCUGGUAAACAUCACGGUGGGACUGCGGCCGCGAAACCAGCUGGCCGCCGGCGAGACCUUCAGCGUGGGCGUUUCCGUGGUCAUGGAUGACACGGUCGGCGCGUUCGGCAGACUGGCCGGCGACACUAGCGCCACCAUUGAUGAGGCGGUCACUACGGAAAUCAUGACAGUCGGCGCGGACGCAGACUUGGCGGCGGCGGCAGAUAACGGCUCCUCCUACUACACCACGGGCAGCUGGGAGUCGUCGUCGGAAGCGGUGGUGUCGGCGGCGGAGCCAGACACCAGUCACCCACCAGUGAUCGUCACAUUUACGGUGGCGUCGGAGGAGUUCACGGGCGCCAGUACGCCGGGCGAAAUGAGCAUGAUCAAGUUCAUGUCCUCCGAUGACGAGCUGAUCACCAUGACGGAGACGUCGUGGCUCAAGUUCAACAUCAGUCUGCCGCUGUCCGGGGUGGGAGUGGCCAGUCUGAAGUGGUCUGGCUUCACUGAGGACGGUCGUGCCGCCAUUGUGCCCACGGGCAACAUCAGGGUGCUGGCCCGAGGACGCAACGUGCCCUGCUUCGGAAUCACAGACCUGAACGACACCAUCGUGGUCAGCACGACGCUCAGCAACACCCAGUACGACGUGGUCUCCCUGGACCUGGGCUACGUCACCAACACAGGCAUGACGGCGAGCCGCGAGACGGUGCAGGACUGGGUGGAGACGGACGACAUGGUGCAAUUCGAGGCCGAGUUCCGCUUCACCGACCACCCACGCGCCACCCACCAGACACUGCUUCCCGUGAAUUUCGAGGCCAAGUAUGGCACACUCACCAUGGCAACCACUCAAGAGAUUAUGCUGAAACGCCUGGGAACGGAGGUGCCCGACAUGGAGUUGACUGCGUGGACCGUAAACGACACCCCUUAUCAGCGCUUCUGGCAGGUGCCUGUGGACGUGGUGCUGCGCCACAAGCAGACCUCAACGGCCGACGCCGUCAACGCCACCGUCUCGAUGGCGCUGCCGCCGUUCAUCGCCUUCGAAUCAAUCACGUGGACCAACUUCAGCACCGAGCCUACGGUGGUGCAGCGCCGACACGCACUGGAUCUGAGCUGGCCGCUGGUGCUGACCACACAGGAGGUGCACGUGUCGCUCAUGCUCACCGUCGAUCCCAACAACUUGCGCGGAUUCGGCGCUGGCUACAGCAGCGCCACUACACCGAUCACGCUCAAGGCCACCAUGUUCAGACGAUACGGUGUUCCGGGGACGCCGACUGGCAUGUACCCACCCGAGGGUGUUACAUGGUAUACGGUAGCACCUCCCACCUACAUCACCUUCGACGUGAACAGUGAAGAAUGUUUUUUCCGGCUGGGCCUGACCUCUGGCGUGAUCCAGGACUGCCAGCUGUCGGCCUCCUCCGCCGCCGACGACGGUCGCGGCCCGCAGCAGGCGCGCAUGCAGCCCUGUGCUGCCGACGACACCGCCGCCCAAGGGCAGAUGACUCAGAACAAUACUUGGCCAGACGCUGGAGAGGAUGAUAAGCUGCCCUGUGCCGGUACUGCAGGCUGGUCACCGGAGCAGCGCAGCGCCCCGUUCCGCCACUGGCAUCAGGUGGACUUCGGCAACCUGACGCGCAUCACGGGCGUGCUGGUGGCUCGGCCCCCCGGUACACGCCGCGUCAACCGGUUCCGCCUACAGGAGAGCCUCACUGGGGUCGUGUUCGAGGACGUCACGCCGGUGACGACACUCAACUGGGCGGGUGAUCUGUACAGCGACGGCGUGGCGGUUCACAAGCUGACCACGGCCGUCGAGACACGCUAUGUCCGCUUCCUCAUCGAGUCAGCAGAGGCGGGGGACGAUCAGUACAUCGGCGUACAGCUGGAGUACCUGGGGUGUCAGAUGGCCUCCGACUUCCUGCUGCGCGCCAGCUGCGACGCCCAGCCGGACACACCGCUCGGCACCGACCCUAGUCGGAAUAGGCAUUUCGCUGUUGAUACAACAAACGGGUAUAUCUAUUUCUGCGAUUUUAUACAAGCCAGGGGUCGUCGCGUGUGUUUCGUGUCGUACGACACGGUACAGUGGCGCCGACUACCAGAGGUGAUCGAGAGCGUGCGCGGCUUUGACGAGACGACCGGCCGGAUCUACGUGUCUGGCUCGCGGGCCGGCACCGUGCUCUGGAGCUCCGACGCCGCCGCCACCUGGUUCACGGAGAGCGAGGCGGAGCUGGAGGCGGCCGCGCAGUCGGAGGGCUUCUUCGCGGCGCAGGACGUGCCGGCGCUGACGCCGGAGCACGCUGGCUUUACGGGCCGCGCCAUCGGCGAGUGGGUGGCCGGCUUCGACGGCCUCAGCCUGGCCGGCCAGCUCAAGGUCAAGUGGUCGGCCGUCGACUGCAGCGGCUGAGCGCCGGCCAAGGUCGCUGCCCCCCCCCCCCCCCCCCCGCGCUCCCCUCCGGUGGCGGCGGCUGUCACUGGCCGGUGGCCGUGCGGUCCUGUAGUGCGCUGGUGGGAAGGCACCCUGCCGAUGUCGGAGGAGGCGAGUGAUGGAGACGACGGGACUGUAGCACCGCUGCCGAGACGCGCGUCUCAGGCUGCCUUUUGUGGGUCAAUGUGUUGAUUUCGUGCACAGGUGUGACUACUGUCCCGCAAUGUGGCAAAACGCGUAAUGGGUCGGGCUGAAUUUAGUACCAGUUGUACUGAACUCAACUGAAAUAAUUGCAACCUAUUUGAAAUAACACACGUAUGAGCUUUUAUGUUCACAGUAUGCACACAUUAUCGACAAUAAAGAGCCCACUUUUUCGUAAACUUCUAAGGAAUCAUGCAUCGUCUUGCUGUGCUAAAAAUCACCUGGUGAAAGCGACAGAAUGUGUGCAAAAAUCCAAGCGUCGAAAAGAUCACUCAGCAACAAGCAUCACGUGGCCGAAAUGAAUGUUCAACAUUGUUAAGACGGAGGUCUAAUUGCUUCAUGGCUAAAUGCUAAUGAGCUAGCUGAGACCAGCAUAUCUUCAUUUAAAUUGUCAGACACCUUCAUCUGUAGGUCAACCGUAAAUUACAGGUAGUUGCCCUGUCGUGUUUGGUUGUGAAGCCCGUGUUUACAAAGUCACAGAUAUGGUCAGUGGCGGCUACUCAUGUGCAUACCCUCAGACCUGUUCAUUCUACGAAUGUGAGCGCGUCCAUCAAAGUGAAAGAAGUGGAGCUAACGACGUUUUGUUGGCUGGCUGUAUUGCUUGAUUUCACCCGAUGAUUUAAGGUGCAUUCAGUUAGAAUUUGUUUUGAUCACCGUAACAUGCUAAUAAAUCACUGCAGCAGGG